AUGUCGGCCUACGAUCACGACCUUGAGGCCGCGGACGCGGAAGCGGAGGGCAUGCCAUGGAACGCCGAAGACGGAGCUUGGGACUUUGACGGGCUCGACGACGACGACCGGUCAGUGAACGUCGAUGCAUGUGAGCGGCAAGGCGAUGGGCAAUUAAUUCGUUGUUCAGGAACUACCUCGCCUCACACGAAUUUGACGCGUUCAACGGGCCACUCUCUUCCGUUUCCAACUCGCCGCCGCCUGAAUUGGAACACACUCAAGCUCCACCUCCAUCUGCAGUACCCGACACCACCACAAACAACUUCACCCGACCAGCUGCACCGAACAUAACACGCCGCUCUCUCGUCAACACGCUUUCCGCCUUCCGCCGCCCACUCACGACAGGGUCACAAAGCCCUCGAAGACCGGAGAUACGGACGACAUUCGAACCUCAACGGCCCUCGCCCCCGCGGUCACCAUCAAGCUUCGCUUCCGACGAGUUUGCUGACCUCGUGGAUACCUCAUCAGAAGACGACAGUGUACCUCUAUCCAGAACCAUGCCCGCAAGCACUCGGCGUAACAGCAGGCGUGGUGCCGGCAUGGUUGAUCUGACCGCCGAUAACACUUCCACAUCACAAGCGGCAAGAGGCACUAAGCGGAAGGCAGAAGCUUCAUCAUCUGCAGGCGGAGGCCCAGCGACAAAGCGACGUGGUAGCAUGAAGAAACAAGAUGUGGAGGAGAUCGAUCUUGCCCAUGACACACCGUCGGGCGAGGAGGAGCUGCUUCAGCAACAACGUCAAGAUGCUCUCAAGACACAGCAAGCAGCUAUGCGGGAUGCGGGACCUCAGAAGAUUGGCAAGCGACAGUGCAUCAUCUGCCUGGACAACAUCACGAACUGCACGACGACCGUCUGCGGUAAGUAUCUAUCCACCGGCUCUCCGGAGGAAAUGUUGGCUAACAGACCGGCAGGCCAUUUCUACUGUCACGAGUGUCUGGUCAGUGCUCUGAACCAUGCUGAGCGGAGCAGCGAUCGCGGCGUCGGGACCUGUCCUCACUGUCGAAAGCCGCUGCCACGCACCAAGAAGGCGAACAGCAUUGUCCCCAUUCAGUUCAUGAAGAAGGCGCAGUUUGCCAAGAACCAGCGGAAGCGGACUGACAUUACGGGAUAUCGAUGA
Lecanosticta acicola is the source of this 1154-nucleotide messenger RNA. Lineage: Eukaryota; Fungi; Ascomycota; Dothideomycetes; Mycosphaerellales; Mycosphaerellaceae. The record is from the annotation of a GenBank genome assembly.